This is a messenger RNA of Pocillopora verrucosa, 2105 nucleotides long. NCBI's taxonomy places the organism in Eukaryota, Metazoa, Cnidaria, Anthozoa, Scleractinia, Pocilloporidae. The record is from RefSeq and is a predicted model, not a curated record.
AAGAUGAAAAGGGAAUUGUCUGAAGUCUAAACAUGGCCGUUACUGUUACAUUUCUUCCAGUACUCUUUCUGUUCCCUGUCUACCUCUGGCCCUUCGUAACGCAAGCAAACCAGUUUACUGUCGAUUGCUCUUUCGGAAAGCCAGACUUGGCAAGUAACCUUACAAUGUCUGCCAUGGUUACAGGCAGACUUGCAGCUUCCAAAUAUGUGAGCAACUUAUGUGUCGUGAAGACAAGUGGACCAAGCCAUCAAAAACGCUUCUUGCAGGUGAAAGCCAAAAUUGUGAACAGCGAAUCGAAUGGAUUUUUGCAUGCAUCAGUAUAUGGAGCAGAUGAACCCCACUUACUGGGCAACUUGGAUGUUUGGAAAUCAAAAGGUGACUGGAGUUCUCUCAUCAUAUGUCCGUCGCGUGACCAUAGUAACAAAGAUCAAGAAAAACAUCUGUUAUUCUCAGGAACACCAAACCAUGCUUUUAAAGUGCAGGUAGAAAGUUCUGUUUCAGGAAUAGUCCUCAAUAAACCACUGACUUUCGAUUUAGGUCCAUAUGAAUCAAUCAAAGUAUUUCAGUUCAUCCCAACAGAAGACAUCUCAGACAAGCAGCUUGACGUCACUGUCACUUCUGAAUCUGACGUACCAGCUUACCUAAAAGUAUCGCGUGACUGUAAGGAUGUCGAUAAGAAUAUUGACGUUGUCGACUAUAGGGGAGGGUCAAUUCGUUUGUCUUUUGCCAAAAAGGGACGGAUUACUUUGUCUAGAGUUUCUAUUCCACCAUUGACUGAUUCCACCUCAAGCUGGUUUAUUGGAAUUGCAAUUAAGAAUGCCACAGGUGAGACUCCAGCUGAGGCGACUAAGACUGUGACAUUAACUUUGAAAAGAUCAUUUGAUUAUUCCUUCUUUUGGCCUAUACUUCUCCUGGUCGUAGUGUCAGUAGGCUGUGGUGCCUUGGUGGCAUGCUUCGGUAUUUGCAGCUUUCCGAUCUCAGAAGAAGAGGGAAUGAAAAACCUGUAUGAAGUUUAUCAAAGAUGGCGCAAGGAAGAUCCUAAACCAUACUCAUACAUAACUCUUAUUGUAGGCCUUUUGUCGACGAUUGUUGCAGGCUACUUUGUUUUCGCCAAGUGGCAUCUGAUGAUACAAGAAGGAGACAGAGACACUUGUUAUUACAAUGACUUUUGUUACAGAGUCAGAAAGUAUGGUGAUUUUCCAAUCAAUUUAAUGUUAAGUAACUUAACAUAUAUGAUUCAUGGCCUAAUUCUAGCUAUUUCUGUGAUGUAUAUGGAGGCACAACAAUUUUCUCGUAAUCAUGAGCAGGCGUUUUCGAUGGGUUAUGCUUUUGCCUGGGCUUUAUUUUUUGAAGGUUGUUUGUCCUUUGUUUAUCAUCUUUGCCCAACUAAGCUGACGUUUCAGUUUGAUACAUGGUUUAUGUUUGUCAUUGCAGGAUUGAUCGUUGUUUUGUUGUACAAUGAAAUAGAAAUGAAAGAGAAUUCGGGAGAAGGGGAAAUAGUUGGCGCAGCCAGUUUCUUCCUUUUCUUCCUAGUACCUCUGUAUAUUUGUAACUAUUUUGGCACACUGAGUCAUUCAGAAGCUGGGCUGGUUAACUACGCGGUUUUUUUUGUUUGUUUUGUAAUUUGGUGGAUUUUAAUUGCUAUCUGGACGUUUCGGAAAGUGGGCCUAGAUUGUUGUUCAUGGAAGUGUCUUUUUUUUUUCAUAGCUUUUGCUAUACCAUUCGUUUUAUAUGGGUUUAUUGUAAGAAAUAUUCCUGAAGCUUUCUUGUUAACCUGUAUUAUAGAAGACAUUUUUGCUAUUAUAGGCCAUGUUUGUGUUAACUGGGAAAAAAUCAAUUGGGCAGGAAGGGCAAAGACUAAGUGCAACAUUGUUAUUCAGUUUAUUUAUGUAGUGUUCAUGGUUAUUUUGUGGUUUUAUGCUGGUGAUAUUUUUUAUGAAAAAGCGACAACAGAUAAAUCGCUUACUCCUGAAAAAUCAAGAGAUCAUAACCAAGAGUGCAAAAUUUUGAAUUUUUUUGACGCCCAUGACCUCUGGCACAUUUUGUCAUCCCAUGCUCUUCUUAUGUUAGCGUAUGUGGUCAUGUUUAUAAGUCACAAGGAUUAA